Plasmodium fragile is the source of this 871-nucleotide messenger RNA. RefSeq lists its product as uncharacterized. Lineage: Eukaryota; Apicomplexa; Aconoidasida; Haemosporida; Plasmodiidae. The annotation marks the transcript as partial. The transcript has a single exon. The record is from RefSeq and is a predicted model, not a curated record.
AUGCAGAGAAGUUUAUGGAAGGAUAUAGAGGCACAACUGGGGAAGUUUAUGAAACAUUUGGACGAUCCUAUUGUGGAGCUAUAUGCAGCUAAUUGUUUAAACCAGGGUUACACAUAUCCGCCCAAGGGAAAGAGACCGAUCGUAGCUAACGUGGGAGACAGAAUUAUGUGCACACUCAUGUCAGCAGCAUUAAAUUUCAUGAAUGGGUGGGGUACACAGUCCGAAAGAACGGACCAUAAAGACACUACUAGUGAAGCGUUGAAGGAACAUAUAAGGUGCGCAAUAGUAAAUAGAUUUAUGUACAUAUUGCUGGCAUCUCCAUGCAGAAGUGAAAUGGGUGUAUAUUAUGCAUGGCACACUGUGAAAGAGCUGGAGAAACCGCAAGGAGGUGGUUUAAUAACCAAAGGUAAAUGCGGGCAGGGAGUGUUUGAAAACAUAAAAGCGUCAGAGUGGGAUAUGGGCAAGGAAAUUAAGGACUGGUUAGAGCAAAACCCGAGCUUGAAUGAAAAAUUUUCAGGGCAAAACAUAGAAAGCAUAUGUAGGAAAAGCUUAGCCGAACUUGACAGGGUAACACCGGGUACACAUACCAUGCAUGACAACACAGAACUGAGGGAAAAGGAGAAAGAAGCUAUACAGACACUAAGCAAAGACCUGAAGCUCAUAGUUGAGGAAGUAAAGACAGCCGCAGUGCACUGCGCGAAGGAAGGUGGAGAAUGCAUGGCGCCUAGCGAACACGCCGAAAGUAGAAAUCCUGAGAAUGCCGACAGUGAGGCCACAGCACCGAACUAUGUCGGAAGCGGUAAACCAGCACGACCGGGCAAAGAGGGCGGCACAGAAUCGUCCACGCCGGCAACACCACAGGGAUCGAUAG